AUGAGAAUUGUUAUUGAGGACAACUCACCUAAUCGAAUGACUUGUAGCUGUAGGAAAUUUGAAUCUUAUGGAAUUAUAUGUCGACAUAUAUUUGCAGCUUUCCCCAAGAUGCAACUUUAUGCUCCAUUACCUGAUAUGUAUGUCCUGCGUAGAUGGACGAAAUCAGCAAAAAGUAUUGCCUCAACUUCUAUUGGAAGUAGUGACCAUAGUAUUGUUAUGCAUCACAAUGAAUUGCGCAAGCUUGCUUCGAGUGUUGUUGAGGCCGCUUUGGUCAAUUAUGACACAUAUAUACCUGCAUCAGAACAUUUGGAGUCCCACCGCUGCAAGCUCAACACGAUGACACCAACUGAUAGUGGUCAAUCUUCUGCAUCUAUUAUCGAUGCUUCAAAACGAGUUUACAAUGAACCCGAAAAGGUUAGAGCAAAAGGUUGUGGGAAAAGACUCAAGGGAGGAAUGGAGGAACAUGAUUAUUCAGUGGCUUAUACUUAG
Molecule: messenger RNA, 489 nt
Organism: Tripterygium wilfordii
Lineage: Eukaryota; Viridiplantae; Streptophyta; Magnoliopsida; Celastrales; Celastraceae
Product: protein FAR1-RELATED SEQUENCE 9-like
Exons: 2
Coding region: 1-489 (162 amino acids)
Molecular function (GO): zinc ion binding
Source: RefSeq, a predicted model, not a curated record